Molecule: messenger RNA, 793 nt
Organism: Cimex lectularius (bed bug)
Lineage: Eukaryota; Metazoa; Arthropoda; Insecta; Hemiptera; Cimicidae
Gene: RpL10Ab
Product: 60S ribosomal protein L10a
Exons: 4
Coding region: 106-759 (217 amino acids)
Biological process (GO): translation
Cellular component (GO): large ribosomal subunit
Molecular function (GO): RNA binding; structural constituent of ribosome
Source: RefSeq, a predicted model, not a curated record
AAGCCUUAACCAUUUUUCCAUUCCGGUAGGAGAUCGUCUUACGGUAAGUGUUCUUAUCGGGCCGUAAGACAACUUCGUAAAUUUCAUCUAAUCUAUUCAUAAAAAAUGACGUCAAAAGUAUCAAAGGAUACUCUUUACGAGUGUGUCAACGCUGUGUUGACUCAUGCGCAGGAGAAGAAGAGGAAUUUCGUUGAGACUGUCGAAAUCCAAGUCGGUCUCAAAAAUUACGAUCCUCAGAAGGACAAACGUUUCUCGGGAACUGUCAAGUUGAAGCAUAUUCCAAGGCCAAAAAUGCAAGUUUGCAUGCUUGGUGAUCAACAGCAUUGUGAUGAAGCGCAGGCUAACAAUGUGCCGUUCAUGGAUGUAGAGGCAUUGAAAAAGUUGAAUAAAAACAAAAAGUUAGUAAAGAAACUUGCCAAGAAAUACGACGCUUUUUUGGCCAGUGAAGCCCUGAUUAAGCAGAUUCCCCGUCUCCUCGGUCCUGGUCUCAACAAAGCGGGCAAGUUCCCUGGUCUACUCUCCCACCAGGAGUCCAUGAUUCAGAAAAUUGAUGAAGUCAAAGCCACCAUCAAGUUCCAAAUGAAAAAGGUAUUGUGCCUUUCCGUUGCUGUCGGCCAUGUUGGUAUGACCGCUGAUGAAUUAGUACAAAAUGUCCACCUUGCAGUUAACUUCCUUGUUUCUCUAUUGAAGAAACAUUGGCAGAACGUAAGGUCUCUCCAUGUUAAAUCAACAAUGGGGCCUCCUCAGAGAUUGUACUAAUUUCUUGCAGAAAAUAAAUCUGUUUUUACCUUAA